CAACAGAUCUUAUGGCAUCGUAUCCUGAAGUGGCUGAAACAUGGGAACUCCAGGGCCUUAUUAGUUAUACCCAAAAGGAUUAUAUGCAAGCAGAACAAAGUUUCCAGAAAGCCCUGAAAAUGAAAGCAGACUGUGGAAUAUAUUACUACUACCUUGGACUAACUUAUUGGUUCAUGGGGGAGGCGAUGAGAAAAGACAAAUCUAAAACUGCUACACAUUUGUUAAAGGCUGCCAAGUUGGAUACGUACAAUGGAAGAACAUUCUGCUACUUAGGCCACUACUAUCAUGACAUAGUACAAGAUAAAAACAGAGCUCGUGGUUGCUACAAAAAAGCCUUUGAGCUAAAUAAUGCUGAUGAAGAAGCAGGAGCAGCUGCUGUUGAUCUCAGUGUUGAACUUGGAGAUAUGGAGACUGCUCUUGCAAUUCUGAGGACAGUAACUGAUCAGUCAAGUGCUGGAACAGCCAAAUGGGCUUGGCUUAGACGAGGACUUUAUUACAUGAGAACCAACCAGAAUUCACAGGCUGUGGCAGAUUUACAAGCAGCCUUGAGAGCAGACCUGAAAGAUUCAAAUUGCUGGGAAUGUUUAGGAGAGGCUUAUCUCAGUAGAGGAGGUUACACUGCUGCUUUAAAGGCUUUCACUAAAGCCAGUGAACUGAAUCCAAACUCCGUAUACAACAUUUACAAGAUUGCAGCCAUUAAACAGAUUAUUGGCAAGUAUGCAGAAGCAGUUACAGAGUAUAAACAGAUAAUUCAGAAGUCAAAGAAAUAUGUUCCUGCCCUCAAAGGCCUAGGUGAAUGUUAUUUAAUGAUGACCCGAAAUGCCCUUGAUGAUUGUUUAGAUGGAAGGGCUUUGGAUUCAGCAGAAGAGGCACUUCAGUACUUAGCUAGAGCUGUACAGUGUCGGCCUGAUGUAUCCUGUCUGUGGAAGCUGAUUGGAGAUACAUGCACCACACUCCACGUUUUGUCACCAGCAAAAGUUAACAUUAGAGUCUCUGCCAUUCUCAUUGGACAGGAUGAAAAGAGAAAUGUGCACUACUUGGAUAAAAAUGAACUGCUUCGACUCGGAGGAAGAUGCUAUGGACGGGCCCUUACAUUGAUGUCGCCAUCUGCCAAUCUGUGGUGCGAUCUUGGUGUGAACUACUAUCGACAGGCUCAGGCUACUGCAGAAGGGAAUAUAAUGUCUGAGUUAUUGGAAAAAGCACUACUGUGCCUCAAAAAAUCUGUGAUGUUGGACAGCAAAAAUCAUCAACACUGGAAUGCACUUGGAGUUGUUGCAAGUUAUAAAGGUAUUGAAAAUUAUGCUCUUGCACAACAUGCCUUUAUCAAGUCUGUCCAGGUUGAACAAAAUAAUGUAGUGGCCUGGACCAACCUGGGAGCAACUUAUUUAAAGAACGAAAAUAUUGAGCUUGCCCAUGAAGCCUUUAAGGUAGCCCAGUCUUUGGAACCCUCGUAUGUUGUGUGCUGGAUUGGACAGGCACUAAUUGCUGAAGCUGUUGGCAGCUAUGAGACAAUGGACUUGUUUAGACAUACCACAGAGCUUGGUGUUAAUAUUGAAGGAGCUAAAGGUUAUGCACACUGGGUGUGUACAACACUGCAGGAUAAAUCAAACAGAAAUUCUGAAUUGUACAAGUACAACAUUGUACAAAUGAAUGCAAUAUCUGCUGCACAAGUUGUCAUGAGCAAAUAUACAGAGAGAAUUCAGACUGAUGCAACAGCUUUCACAAUGCUGGGUUAUCUAAAUGAGUAUCUAAGCCUGAAAAAACAAGCAGAAGAGGCAUAUCACAGAGCAUUUGUGCUACUCCAGAAUACUGAAGAUGAAGAAAAACUUAAGUGUGCUCAGAGAAAUUGGAUGCGAGCUUUAUGUGCUGCGGGUCAGUAUGAGAAGGCCAUCCGGACUUACAUGUUGAACCCACUUGUGGAGUUUGAUGACAUAAUUUGUCUUGCUCUGGCUUACUUGAAGAAAGGCCUUCUUCAGGAGAGUGCCAAAGCUUAUGAAAAGGCUUUAACUAUUGCCCGUACAGAGAAAGAGAAAGCACACAUAAUGAUUGCUCUUGCAAUGAUUGCCUUCAAAGAGGGUAGAAUGAACAAUGCCAAGACUUUACUCUUCAAAUGUUCCAUGCUGAAGGAGCCCAAUAUAGAAAGUCUGCAGGCUUUAUGUGCUCUGGGUCUGUCGAAGAAGGAUACCACCCUCGCUACAGCAGCACUUAAUGAACUGUUCAAAUAUUCAGAUAAAAUCAACUCAACCUAUGAAUCCUGCCUUCUUUCUUCAGGGAUGUUUUCUUUGCAAGCUAACAGUUUAGCUAUGCAGAGACAGGCAGCUAAAGCUGUCCAUAGCAAUCCAGCGGAUCCUGCCCUUUGGACAUUAUUAUCCAGACUUGUUCCACAACAUACUCCCCAGAUGGCAGAAGGUGGAGUAGUGGCUGGCAAUAUUGCAGAGAUUUUAAGUUCCCAUCAGAUAAAGCAUGCACUUUUGUUCAGUGCUGCGAAUCAGUUGGCAGCAGGUAAACAUGCAGUAGCCAAUGAACAAAAGAAUGCUUUAAAAACUAUUCAAAAGGCAGUCCAUCUCUAUCCAGAUGAUCCUGCUGUUUGGGCCAGUUUAAUGGCAGCCUGUCACAUGGAAAAUACAUUAUCCCAUUUAGAAAACACGAAACCAAAGCAUACUGCAUUAGAGGAGAUGUUUGUCACAACAAUCACCAGCAAGGUUGAAACAGUGAAGACCAUGCCAACUCCUUAUCUUCAAUCCCUGGAGAACUGGUCUCUGCAACAAGCUGUAACUGGGUUAAAAGAAGUGGGCAGGCAUUCUGAAGCUGAAGCCUUCUGCACUAAAAUUCUAAAGAGGCACCCAGACCAUCCCAUGGUGUUCCUAUUGCUGAGACAGGUUCAAUGUGAACAGCUGUUGCUUUCACAGCAGCGGCUUCCAGAUACAGUUUUAGGAGAACUGAAAAAGGCAGUGAUGUCGAACUUCACAUCAGUGACCGCUUGGCAUUGGCUGGCAGAAGUAUAUAAAUCUCAGGGUUUAAUGAUAGCAGCAGAAAUGUGUUACAGGCAAGGAUUGCAACUAUCUUCACAACAAGGCGAUAUGAAUGGCAAACUGUCAAGUCUGCUCAGAUUAGCAUUGCUCGCCCUCUCACUCAGUACGAUUAAACUUCAAAGCAAUCGAUGGGCAUCACUAGUCAAAGAAGCAACCGGUGAAGCUCAAAAGAUCUCUUUUUGUCCUCUUGCUGGUCUAUUCCAAGCACUGCUGCAAUUUGUAGUUAAAAUGGGAGCAAGGGAAACACGACGGCUGCUCGAGAGAGUGGUAUAUCAGCCAGGUUACACGGAAAGCAUUGCAUCAGUUGGCCGUUGGUACCUCCUCCGACAUUUGUGGGCCAAAAAUGAUGAUGAACUUAUCACAGUAUUACUUCAAAAUGCCAAAAUGAAAGGAGAUUCUAGAGUUGAAGAGCUGCACAAGAAGCUUAUUGAAUCAUCCUAAUAACUAAACAAGAACAAAGAUUGAACUCCAAUGCAUGCACACUAAAGUCUUGCAUUGUAAUUUAUAGAUGCAGCCACCAUAUUACUCAGAUUUCUGGUUGUCAAAAAGCAGUAGCUAUGGCUGGCUUUUUUGAAGCAAUUUGAAUACAGUACGAUUUGUUGCACUUUGGCUAUAUUGAAAAAGACUGCGAAUAUUUAGACUAGUUUUCUCUUCUGCCAUCAUAUUUCCUGCACUUUUCAUCUUAAAAGCUGAAAAUUUAAAUAUACCAUCAUGACUGGGAAGCAUGCAGAUUUCUUUAUUUCUGAUUGAAUGCCUUCAUUUUAACUUCACCAAUGAUCUGUAUUAUUAUAGUAUAAAUACACCGAAACAAUCAUGUUUGAACAUUUUGUUGCAAAGUUUAAUGUAAUGUUACGAUUAAACUAUGUACUCCUAUCAUGAUUUCCUAUUGAAGCCUGUAGGCAUGUUUGCAUUUUGUUGAAUUUUUUUCUUUUUGUUUCACUAGUCGUUUAAGACAGAAAUAUCAUUUGUGCUUUGCAUCAAAUGUAUUUAAUUUUGUCAAAUUACUAUGCAAUAACAACCAUUUCUGUAUUGAACUGGAAUAAUCUUCUGAAAUGCUGCUUCAAUUAAGAUAAAAAACUUGAUCCAUAGAAAUCCUUAAAUACUUUUAAAGAUGGAUCUUAUUGGCAAAAAAAAGUGUUGCAAUAUCUCUUCCCUACAGCUUUGCUUCAUGUGGCUCUGUGUCUAAUUGAACCAAUAAAAAUGCAGAGGACUUUGUUGCAA
Rhincodon typus (whale shark) is the source of this 4253-nucleotide messenger RNA. Its product is annotated as tetratricopeptide repeat protein 37. Gene Ontology annotation, cellular component: Ski complex. The transcript is spliced from 29 exons. The coding region runs from base 12 to 3473 and encodes 1153 amino acids. NCBI's taxonomy places the organism in Eukaryota, Metazoa, Chordata, Chondrichthyes, Orectolobiformes, Rhincodontidae. Gene Ontology annotation, molecular function: protein binding. The record is from RefSeq and is a predicted model, not a curated record.